UUCAACAUGGCGACGCACACAUGCUCCUGUGUGUACAUAUAACGCUUUACCGUAACCUUGCAACUGUCAACUGCUGGUUUGCGAAACUGAUUAGUAUAAUGAAUAUAAUUUGGACGCGUAAUUGUGAAAAAUGUCACUACUGUCUCGACUGAAGUUAUCGUGAAAUAAUAGAAUGACUCCUCUGACUACUGCGUGCUUAUGUUAAUCGAGGAGUGACGGUUUUGUGUUUGCUAGCUGUUAAAGAUAGUUUGGGUCUUUCACGAAACCUUACAUUAAAGGAUGUGGAACCUAAACUAUUUAAAAUUCAUAGAUCAGGGACGUCUGCUGUCUCAAAGACUUUGUAGCAACUGCAUCGCACGUCUUCGUCAAUGUGACGGCAGUCCUAGAAGAGGCUUAUUUCUGUUAAGCAGGAAUAAAUCUUUUGUAACUCAAAUACAAUCUGCUUCAAAAUCACCCUGGAGAGUUUUGUUCUUUGGAAGUGAUGAUUUUGCAUUGGAAUCAUUGAAACGGCUUCAUGUUUCUCGAGAUGACACAAAAGCUGGAGUCAUAGGUUCACUUGAGGUUGUGACGCUGUCCAGAGAUGCUCCAGUCAGAAAGUAUGCAGAGCAGCACAGACUUCCUCUUCACCACUGGCCAGAUGUGGACUUAAGUGCACAGUUUGAUGUUGGUGUGGUGGUGUCAUUUGGCUGUUUAAUCAAGGAGAACAUCAUCAACAAAAUGCCAUACGGGAUCCUGAAUGUGCACCCUAGUCUGUUGCCACGCUGGCGGGGUCCUGCUCCAAUCUUUCAUACGAUUCUACAUGGUGACAGUGUCACAGGAGUGACUAUCAUGCAAAUAAGACCUAAAAGAUUUGAUGUGGGCCCCAUUCUUCAGCAAGAGCUGUACGAGGUUCCAAAGAACUGCACUGCUGAUGAGCUCGGGGCCACUUUAGCAGUUGUGGGUUCAAAAAUGUUGAUGGACACUCUAAAACAUCUACCAGAAAGGAUAGCAAGCAGAAAGGAGCAGCCUAAGGAGGGAGCAUCAUUUGCCCCUAAAAUCAGUUCUAGAAUGGCCUGGAUAAUAUGGGAAGAGCACAGCUGUGACUACAUUGAUCGAUUGUUUCGAGCUAUUGGAUCUCGGAUUCCUUUGAAAACAAUGUGGAUGGACAAUCCCAUCAAACUCCUGGACUUUGUUGGCAAAUGCAAUGUGUCGUUUACAGCUGCUCCUUAUUUAUCUUCAGUGCCAGGGUCUGUCCAUUAUCAGAAAGAAUCCAAUACUCUACUCGUCCGCUGCAAGGAUGGAUGGGUUGGAUUCAAAGCAGUGAAUUUCAAGAAAAGGCUGUCAGCAUCAGAUUUCUUUAAUGGUUAUCUCCAUCAGAGCAUGCUGAAGAAAUCUCCCUCCACAAACACCUGUCUGUUCCAGAGUUAUAAAGAGACUCAUUUACCUGGAGGACACAACAAUAACAUGCUACUGCGGAAUAACACUUCGUUUUGAAACCUGACUUUAUCACAAUCAUGAAUAAUAACAUAUAAUCACAUAAACUGUCAUGUCAUUGAAAACAUUUAGUCUGUUUUAAGACAAUGUUUUAUUUAAUAAUGGACUGUAUGUUUGCAGAUCUCUGCACAUUUGUAUAGCCGUGACAUGAAUGAAUGUGAAUGCAAUAAAAUUAUUUUGGAGA
This is a messenger RNA of Sinocyclocheilus rhinocerous, 1657 nucleotides long. RefSeq names its product methionyl-tRNA formyltransferase, mitochondrial-like. Gene Ontology annotation, molecular function: methionyl-tRNA formyltransferase activity. Gene Ontology annotation, biological process: biosynthetic process; conversion of methionyl-tRNA to N-formyl-methionyl-tRNA. Bases 280 to 1473 code for a protein of 397 amino acids. Gene Ontology annotation, cellular component: mitochondrion. The record is from RefSeq and is a predicted model, not a curated record. Lineage: Eukaryota; Metazoa; Chordata; Actinopteri; Cypriniformes; Cyprinidae. The transcript is spliced from 9 exons.